AUGAACACGAUGUCAGGAAUGACCGAUAUUGAUGACCCCAACCACCUGGUGCCCUCGUUUCUUCCAGCGGGAAAUGUGCUCGGCUACAACCUCACCACCGCCAUCAAUCCAAUCACGAAACGCAAGGAAUUCACGUAUACCGUAAGCGUGCAGACAGUCGGUGCCUUCGGAAUAUCCGACACCUCUUCUGAAGGUGUCACGACGAAAUGCGAUGGACCGUGUGGCGCCAUGUUCCCGCCGGGACUGUUGAUUACGAUGGGAAAGUGUGAUCAUUUAUUGUGCAAGGCGUGCUUUGGCAUUGUUAAGAAUCCGGAUGGUUCGUACGGUUGCUCGAACUUCCAAUGCUGGUCGGAACCGUCGGCAAGUCUUCAAAAAGAGGAGUCGAAUUACAAGAAAGUGAUCAAUAAACAGAAGUAUCGGGCUCGCAAAAUCAAGAAGACUGAUGUGAUGUGA
This is a messenger RNA of Caenorhabditis remanei, 453 nucleotides long. RefSeq lists its product as uncharacterized. Lineage: Eukaryota; Metazoa; Nematoda; Chromadorea; Rhabditida; Rhabditidae. The coding region runs from base 1 to 453 and encodes 150 amino acids. The record is from RefSeq and is a predicted model, not a curated record. The transcript has 3 exons.